This is a messenger RNA of Adineta steineri, 381 nucleotides long. Lineage: Eukaryota; Metazoa; Rotifera; Eurotatoria; Adinetida; Adinetidae. The record is from the annotation of a GenBank genome assembly.
AUGACUGAAUCUUCUGAUGAUAUAAUUGUACUUUCCGAUGAUGAUGAUGUUAAAAUUGAAUCAGUUAUUACACCAAAAUCUCAAAAUAAUUCUUAUCAAGUUCGUACAAAUCGAACUACAACAACAACUUUAAAACAUCGUGCACCGAUUCUUGUUUUAACUGAACCAAAAUCUUUAUCGUAUGGUAUUGAACGUGGUUAUAAAUUAAAACAUAUACAUGGACUAAAACGUGUAAAUAUUGACGAAAAUGACUUAAUGUAUCUUGUUGAAUAUGAAUUAUGUGAUGAUUAUGAAUUUGUUCCAUCAAAUAUUUUACGCAAAUAUUGUAAUGAAGAUAUUUUAAUAAAUUAUCUUGAAAAAUUAACACAAUUAACUGAUUAA